AUGGUGUCAUGCCCUAUAUGCGGGAAGAAUGUCAGAGAAGCCAACAUCAAUGCUCACAUCGACUCAGACUGCCAGAGCUUUGUCAUCGAUGACUCUUCGCUGAGUCAAGGUGACUCCUCUUCUCAGAAGAAUGGCUCAGCUAUAAAUUUCUUCCAAGCCUCCUCUGCUCGCAAAAAUACUUCCACCGUCGUUCACUCAUCAACACUCUCAACACCGUCUCGCAGUACCGAGGCCUCGAAGCAUCAACCUCCCUCUACACCGGCACAAGAUGACUUAAAGCGAAAGCGAGGGGCAGAGCCUGCUUCGUCGACGGCAGAGCCUGACGCAGACAGUGCCUCCAAGCGAAGCAAGCCAACGGCAUUCCAAAGAGCUGCCCCGUUGGCAGAACGCAUGCGCCCUAAAUCCCUUGACGAAGUUUGCGGACAAGACCUAGUCGGCCCCAACGGCAUCCUACGGUCACUGAUCGAGCAGGAUAGAGUGCCUAGUACAGGGAAGACAACAAUUGCGAGGGUGAUUGCAUCUAUGGUUGGCAGCCGCUUUGUGGAAAUCAACAGCACUACCAGUGGCAUUGCCGAAUGCAAGAAGAUAUUCGCAGAAGCACGGAAUGAGCUGGGCUUGAUGGGAAGAAGGACCAUACUUUUCUGUGACGAGAUUCAUCGCUUCUCGAAGACGCAACAAGACGUGCUUCUUGGCCCAGUCGAGAGCGGUGUUGUGACGUUGAUUGCAGCAACGACAGAGAAUCCUAGCUUCAAGGUUCAGAAUGCUCUAUUAUCACGCUGCAGGACAUUCACACUUGAAAGGCUUACCGAUGAUGAUGUUACAUCCAUUUUGAAGCGCGCGCUAGCUACAGAAGGUCAAAGUUAUUCGCCAUCUGAGCUCGUCGACGAUGAAUUAAUUCGCUAUCUCGCCACUUUCUCGGACGGCGAUGCGAGGACGGCCCUGAAUCUGCUCGAAUUGGCCAUGGGUUUGUCGAACCGGCCUGGGAUGACAAAAGAUGCCCUGAAAAAAUCACUUACAAAGACGCUGGUUUACGACCGAGCGGGCGAUCAACACUACGAUACCAUCUCGGCUUUCCACAAGUCCAUCCGUGGCAGUGACCCUGAUGCAGCCCUUUAUUAUCUUGCACGAAUGAUCCAAUCCGGCGAAGAUCCUUUGUAUAUCGCUCGUCGUUUGAUCGUCGUGGCAUCAGAAGAUAUAGGUCUGGCCGACAAUUCGAUGCUUACACUCGCCAUUUCGACUCAUAGCGCAGUAGAGAAAAUCGGGCUGCCAGAAGCUCGAAUCAAUCUAGCCCAUGCUACAGUCGCAAUGGCACUUUCGAAGAAGAGCACGAGGGCAUAUAGAGGUCUCAACAAUGUGUUUGGAGCCUUAUCCGAACCUGGAGUUGCGAGCUUGUCUAUUCCAUUGCACCUUCGCAAUGCCCCGACAAGGUUGAUGAAGGAGCUCGGAUAUGGCAAAGAGUACAAGUACAAUCCUCUUUACAAGGAUGGUCAGGUUGUUCAGGAGUAUCUCCCAGAACCGUUGCAAGGAAGAAAGUUUCUUGAGGAUAAUGAUUUGGGUGAUCGCGUGGACCCUGAACUCUUCAGCUAA
This is a messenger RNA of Talaromyces stipitatus ATCC 10500, 1587 nucleotides long. Its product is annotated as AAA family ATPase, putative. Bases 1 to 1587 code for a protein of 528 amino acids. The transcript is spliced from 2 exons. Gene Ontology annotation, molecular function: DNA binding; single-stranded DNA helicase activity; ATP hydrolysis activity. The record is from RefSeq and is a predicted model, not a curated record. Gene Ontology annotation, cellular component: nucleus. Lineage: Eukaryota; Fungi; Ascomycota; Eurotiomycetes; Eurotiales; Trichocomaceae. Gene Ontology annotation, biological process: DNA-templated DNA replication; DNA repair; regulation of DNA repair.